AUGAAGGGAGGUUACUUACUGUGGCUGUGUGGGUUGGUGCGGAUCGUCCAAAGUGAGAUAUCCAACCAAUCCCUUGAGACAGCGUUGAACACGUCCAUCAGUGCUGGCGGGCAGCCCUUCAUUGUGGUCACCUACAACUUGUAUUGGUGGUGCGUGUCGGACGAGUACGGGAACUGUCCGCAAAAUAAAGACGGGAAGGGAUUCCAAAAGCUGUUUGCGCGAAUACAACAGAAUGGCCCGUUUGACCUGAUCGGCUUCCAAGAAUGCGAUGACGUAGGCAAAGUCAUCGGUGGGACCAGUUUAGCCGCCAGCUUCGAGUACUACACACCGAAGACAGGCAACGAUGCUCCGAUGGCAUGGCAACACUCUAAGUUCAUAGCAAUCGAAGGGCCUGGCACGGCUUGGAUCUCCAGGGACAAAUACGGAGACCGCCAUAUGAACUGGGUUCGGCUCCAGGUCAUUGGCAGCAGCGCGACCAUCUUCUUUGCGAACACGCACGGACCCUUAGAUCAAUGCGGUGGUGGACCUGGUGAAACAGUUGCCUCCAACUACGUCAAUGCGGUUUACAGCCACAAGAAGCCGGGCGAUCUGGUCGUCUUUACUGGCGACUUCAAUUGCGGCCAAAACCAAGACACAAUCAAGAAGCUAUCUCAGGCGUUCGAGCUUGAUGCCACAGACACCUCGUACAAUGGUGCCGACCACAUCUUCAGCAGCGAGGGCGUCAGAGUCUUGUGGAAGGGUUCCAGCUCCUUGUCAGCAGGAUCUCGUACUUAA
Molecule: messenger RNA, 774 nt
Organism: Symbiodinium sp. CCMP2456
Lineage: Eukaryota; Dinophyceae; Suessiales; Symbiodiniaceae
Source: the annotation of a GenBank genome assembly